GGAUUUCUUGGCCUUGAAAAUUGCCACAACUCCCAUUACCUACAACUUACAUAAAACUAAAUAAAUGUCAACCCAGAAACUCACAGCUAAUCUCCCUACAUUCCUUCCGGCCACCGCAAAGGGUGGUCGGAGCCCUAGAGCGUUUUUUACCACUGCCAGGCCCCUUCAGUGCAAAAAGAAUGAAGAUGCGUCUGAAAGCGUAAAAGAAGCAGCGGAUUCAGUUAAAAAUGCCGCACAUUCUGUCUCUCACAACGUGAAAAAAAUGUCUGAUAAAGUAAGUGAAACAGCUGAUGUUGUAAAAGAGAAAGCAACAGAAGUGAUGUCAUUGGGAGCAGCUAAAGUUGCCACACAGAUUGUCAAGAAAAAACAAGAAAAGGAAAAGGAAAUGAAGAAGAAUAAAAAAUACGAUAAAUGAUUCUACAGUUUUUCUCACUUCAAAAUUCUGUUUGUGUUGCUUAUACUUUUCUUAAGCUAUGAACAUAUAUGGAAGGGUCGUAGUUAACACCCGACUAUUUGGCUCAA
Messenger RNA from Gossypium arboreum, 522 nucleotides. RefSeq lists its product as uncharacterized. Bases 65 to 415 code for a protein of 116 amino acids. NCBI's taxonomy places the organism in Eukaryota, Viridiplantae, Streptophyta, Magnoliopsida, Malvales, Malvaceae. The record is from RefSeq and is a predicted model, not a curated record. The transcript is spliced from 3 exons.